GUAUAUAUAGCCGGGGAAGAUGAGGGGAAGGCCCCUGGCAGCCAAAAUGAAGUCUCUACUGUCUGUGUGCUGCCUGCUGUCUCUGCUGGCCCUGUCUGCUGCAGAUCUCCUGGCAGAGUCCUCCGUCCAUGAUGAGGAGCCUCUGGUUCGUCUGCAGCUCCAGCCAGAGGGAGACCUCUUCUCCUGUAGAUGUGACACAACAGAGGAGCAUGCCAGCCAGAGCUCCUCCAACGACACGCCGGCCCCAGAGAGGGCCAUGUGCCAGCCCUGCAGCAAACCCCCCUCAGCUUUAGAGACUGAAGAAGAGCCAUCUCCCACCUCAGAGCACGAGGAAGAGGAGGAGGAUGCUUACACUGAGGAGAUAACAAAUAAUGGAGAAGAAGCAAUGGAGGAGGCAGCUUCCCAGGAAGAGGUUGAGGAAGAGGCGGAGGAGGCUGCUGCAGAGUCUGUAGGGGAGGCUGAGUCGGUGGAGGAUCAAAGUGAGGAGGAGGAGGAGGAGGAGGAGGAGGAGGAGGAAGAGGAGGAGGAAGAAGCUGAGGAGGUUUCAUCAUCUGAAGAGGAGGAAGAGGAGGCAGUUGAGGUUGAGGAAGAGGCGGAGGAGUUAUCCCACGAGGAAGAGGAAGUGACAAAACCUCAGGAAGAAGUCGCAGAAGAGGAAGAACCUGCUCCUGAAGCUGAAGAAACAGUUGAGGAACAAAAAGAUGAAGACACGCAGGAGGAACUACAGGCUGAGGAGGAAACUGUGGACACUUUCAUGCAUGAGGCUGAGGAGGAGGAAGCUACCAUUGCUGAAGAGGAGACUGCAGUGGCUGAAUCUGAACCAGAAGCAGAACCAGCUGAACUUCCUCGAAUCUCUGAACCUGAGGAAACAGAGCCAGAAGUGACAGCAGAACCUGAGGCCGAACCAGAGGUGAAUUCAGAGCCCGAAGCAGAACCAGAGAUCAAAGUCGUUGCAGAACCAGAGAUCGAAGUCGUUGCAGAACCAGAGAUCGAAGUCGUUGCAGAACCAGAGAUCGAAGUCGUUACAGAACCAGAGAUCGAAGUCGUUACAGAACCAGAGAUCGAAGUCGUUGCAGAACCAGAGGUGAUUCCUGAACCAGAGCCGGAGGUGGUUCCUGAACCUGAACCAGAGCUGGAGGUGGUUGAAGAACCAGAGCCUGAAGUUGUUGCAGAACCAGAGGUAAUUCCUGAACCUGAAUCAGAGCCGGAGGUGGUUGUAGAACCAGAGCCUGAAGUUGUUGCAGAACCAGAGGUGAUUCCUGAAGUGGAGCCAGAGCAUGUUGUGGAGGAGGUUACAGCAGAACCUGUAGAGGAUGUGACCGUGGAAGAGGAACCAGAAAUCACAGUGGUGGAGGCUCCUGUGGUGGAAGAGGCAGCUGUCGAGGAAGCGACGGUGGAGGAGGUGACUGUGGAGGAGCCCACACAGUCUCAAAGCAAAGAUCGUAAGGAAGAUGUGCCAGCAGGCCCAGCACUGAGAGACCGCUCCCACAUUGAGGACACGCUGCGAUUGGCUUCUGCUGAGCGCUUAGAAGAGUUCUCAGCUGCUAUGAAGAAGCUGUUGGACAUCUACCACAAUGCCAUCAGGCCAGUGGAGCAAGCCUUUAAGUACAAUGAGCUCAGGCAGCAUGAAGUCACGGAUGGUGAGAUCACCUCUAAGCCCAUGGUUUUGUUCCUGGGACCAUGGAGCGUUGGCAAGUCGUCCAUGAUCAACUACCUGCUGGGUCUGCACGGCACCUCACAGGGACUAUACACAGGUGCUGAACCCACCACCUCAGAGUACACAGUCAUAAUGCACGGUGAGAAGUAUCGGUCCAUAGAAGGCAUUGUUAUGGCAGCGGACAGCUCUCGGUCCUUCUCCCCUCUGGAGAAGUUCGGCCAAGGUUUCCUGGAGAGGCUGGUGGGCAUUGAGAUGCCCCACAAGCUGCUGGAGAGGGUCACCUUCGUCGACACCCCCGGCAUCAUUGAAAACCGCAAGCAGCAGGAGAGAGGUUAUCCCUACAAUGAAGUGUGCCAGUGGUUCAUUGAUCGAGCUGAUCUGAUCUUCCUGGUGUUCGACCCCACCAAGCUGGAUGUAGGUGGGGAGCUGGAGAUGCUCUUCAAGCAGAUGAAGGGCCGCGAGUCCCAAAUUCGCCUCAUCCUCAAUAAGGCCGAUAGUCUUUCCAACCAGGACCUGAUGAGGGUCUACGGAGCUCUUUUCUGGAGCAUGGCGCCCCUGAUCAACGCCACAGAGCCUCCUCGGGUGUAUGUCAGCUCCUUCUGGCCUCAGGACUACGCUGUGGACACCAGCCGACAGCUCUUCAUGAAAGAGGAGAUCUCUCUGCUGGAGGACCUCAACCAGGUGAUUGAGAAUCAGAUAGAGAACAAAAUUGCAUUCAUCCGUCAGCAUGGCAUCCGCGUGCGCAUCCACGCCCUGCUUGUGGACCGCUACCUCCAGACCUACUAUGACAAGCUGGGCUGGUUUAGCGACCCCUACGAGGUGUUCCAAGAUAUUGUCAAUGACCCAGACAAGUACUAUAUCUUCAAAUCCAUUCUGGCCAAAACCAAUGUUAGCAAGUUUGACCUGCCCAACAAGGAGGCCUAUCAGGAUUUCUUCGGCGUGAACCCAGUUUCCAACUUUAAGCAGCUCUCAUACCACUGCAGCUGGACCGGAGGGUGUCUGCUAGAGAAGAUAGAAAAGGCCAUCUCGCAUGACCUCCCGACUCUGCUCAGCAGUGUCAGCAGGGCUUCAGACAAGCCUGCCCCGGCGAAGGCCGCACCUUCACCUCCGCCACCACUCCCUGGCACCUGUGAAGGCCCCGAGUGUGAGGAGAAACCCAAGAAUCGCUGGAGGAGGCAGUGAGAUGGAGAAGAGGGGAACAGAGGAGACAGAUGGCAGCAGCAGCAGGAUCAGCCAGAGGGUUUCUUGAAAUAAUACCCACUGCUGUGAGGUCGGGAGCCCAAGCAGAGAGAAAGAGAACAAGAGUAGAAAAUGUACCGAGCAGAGAUGCGUCAUGCAAAUACUUCUUAGUGCUUGUUUUUACCUGCAUGUACCAAACGGAUGGCUUUUACUACAUUGAGACAGUUCAGAUAAGUUGUAAAUGACAGAAAAGUAUACUCAAAUGAAAGUCUUCUACGAUUGCAUAACAACUCUCCGGUACACAUUGUCCUAUAUGACACCCUUCUGGUGUUUAGGUAGGUCAAUGCACAACAAUACAAGUGAGUAUUUCAAAAUACAGUUUAGCUGAAAACAUGAUGAAUGUCUGCAGAAGAACAAACCCCCGAAAAACGAUAACAGAAAUAAAUCAGAAUGGUUAAUUUCCUCUAUAACUCUUCAUGAUAAUGAAAAUCUGAAAAUGAUUGUUUUCUUGUUUCUCUCUGUUUUCAAGACUGUACAUUAUUUAUUCUUCACAGAAAGACACUGGUAGUGACUGUACUCUUUCAGUGAUACAGUAAUUGCUUCCAUUCUUUUGUCUUCUGUGUUUUCUGCUGUGUUUUUACAAUUAAACCAAGUGCAGGUUGUUAUCAUGUCAGGGCACAUAUUUUCAAUGGGACAAUAAAAUAGAAAGAUGGA
This is a messenger RNA of Larimichthys crocea (large yellow croaker), 3550 nucleotides long. It is a transcript of the gene srla, whose product is annotated as sarcalumenin. The record is from RefSeq and is a predicted model, not a curated record. Gene Ontology annotation, molecular function: GTP binding. The transcript is spliced from 8 exons. The coding region runs from base 20 to 2839 and encodes 939 amino acids. Lineage: Eukaryota; Metazoa; Chordata; Actinopteri; Sciaenidae.